CUCAUUCUCUGCCUCCUCUUAUCCCGGCGCACCCAAUCUCUCUCUCUUUUUUACCUUUUUCGCUCUCUUUCACUUCUCUUACUUCAAGCAUUCCUCCCUUUUCAUUGGUCGAUUCAUUAUUGACUUCAUUCUUCGUCAAGUUGUUCGAGCGCCAGCGUCGCUCUACAGAUUAGAUCGCUAUCUCGCUGCGUCCAGAACCCGUUUACCCUCACCCAUCGCUUCCCGAUAUAGUACUGUCUGUCGGUUUACUAGAACCAUGAGCUCUUCAGAUGAUGAUACCCCACUCGUCAAAAUGAACGGUAGAUCCUCUGGUGGUCAAUCGGACGUGAAGGUGAACGGCGCAGCGGACACCAACGGUCACGUCGAUCCCGGUGUCUCUAUCAGAUUUGGGCCGGUGCAGAAAGAUGAGGACGUUGAAAUGAAUGAUGCGAACGGCGCCAGUGCGAGCAAGAGGAAGGCGCGAUCAAGUGCCAAUCAGGCGCAAUCAUACGCGGAGCCCGAAAGCAGUGAGGAGGACGAACCUCUGAGCAAGCGUCGACGCACUUCGGUGAAACACGAGGAUCCGGAGACUGACGACGAUGUACCACUUGCACUUAAUGGGCGGAAGCUUCCCAAGGCUUCGGAAACAGCAAUCGGCGAAGAAUCCGACUCUGAUGUUCCAAUUGAAAGGAAAUUAGCUGCCGAAAAAAAGAAAAUUCAAGUCAAGGGAGAAAAGGACGCGGAUCCAUCUGCACAGGCCACCAAGUCAGCGGCUUCUGGAAAAAAGCAAGCGAAUGGAGUGAAGAAAGAACCUGCCUCUGCUAAGCAAACCCUGAAGCAAGUAAAGGCCGAGCCAAAGUCAGCGCAGUCAACCCCAGCAAAGAAGAACGCGAAGGCUACGGCAUUGAAGAAGGAGGAAAGCGAAGAAGCUGAAGAGCCAGAGGAAGAAGAAUACAGGUGGUGGGAGGAUCCAACCAAGGGCGAUGGAACAAUCAAAUGGACCACUCUUGAGCACAACGGCGUAGUUUUCCCGCCCCCGUAUGAACCGCUUCCCAAACACGUCAAAAUGAAAUAUGACGGCAUUCCUGUCGACCUUCACCCUGAAGCAGAAGAAGUGGCCGGCUUUUUUGGCAGUAUGUUAAACUCGACUCAGCAUACUGAAAACCCCACGUUUCAGAAGAACUUCUUUGCAGAUUUUAAGGAAAUCCUCAAAAAGACUGGUGGCGCGAAAGAUCAGAAGGGUAACAAGGUCGAUAUCAAGGAGUUCUCGAAAUGCGAUUUCCAGCCAAUCUUCCAAUACUACGAUGCACAACGUCAGGAGAAAAAGGCGCUGCCACCCGCUGAGAAGAAACGUCUGAAGGCCGAGAAGGAUGCACAGGAGGCUCCCUACAUGUACUGCAUGUGGGAUGGUCGCAAACAAAAAGUCGGCAACUUCCGAGUCGAGCCUCCUUCCCUUUUCCGCGGUCGUGGUGAGCACCCUAAGACAGGUCGCGUAAAGGCUCGAGUUCAGCCCGAGCAGAUCACCAUAAACAUCGGCAAAGAGGCGCGCGUUCCCCCUCCACCCGAAGGCCACAAGUGGAAAGAGGUGAAGCAUGACCAGGAAGGCACCUGGCUAGCCAUGUGGCAGGAGAACAUCAAUGGCAAUUACAAAUACGUCAUGCUUGCGGCUAAUUCCGACGUUAAGGGUCAGAGUGACUACAAGAAAUUUGAGAAAGCCCGCGAACUCAAGAAACAUAUUGCUCGGAUUCGCAAGGAUUAUCAGAAGAAUCUAAAGCACGAGUUGAUGGUAGAGCGACAAAAGGCCACCGCCGUUUACCUUAUUGACCAGUUUGCUCUUCGUGCUGGCAAUGAGAAGGGCGAAGAUGAGGCUGAAACGGUCGGCUGCUGCUCUUUGAAAUAUGAGAAUGUCACGCUCAAACCUCCGAACAAGGUGAUAUUCGAUUUUCUCGGUAAGGACAGCAUUAGGUUUUACGACGAGGUCGAAGUCGAUCCCCAAGUCUUCAAAAACCUGAAAAUCUUCAAGAAGCCUCCCAAGAAGGAAGGUGACGAGAUUUUUGAUCGGUUAACAACAUCUGCGCUAAAUAAACAUCUCUCCCAAUAUAUGCCAGGCUUAACCGCCAAGGUGUUCCGUACCUACAACGCUUCUCACACAAUGUCCGAACUCCUCAAGUCAAUGCAUGCUACCGGUAACAAUGCAGAAAAGGUUAAGGCAUAUAACGACGCGAACCGAAAGGUUGCCAUUCUAUGUAAUCACAAGCGCACAGUUGGCGCAGCUCACGCGCACCAAAUGGAGAAGAUGAGCGAGCGAAUCAAGGGGCAGCGGUACCAGAAAUGGCGUCUUAAGCAGAUGAUGCUCGACCUCGAUCCGUCCUUAAAGAAAAAGAAGGGUGCCCAGUUCUUUGAAUUGGAUGAAGACAUCGAUAAGGAGUGGAUUAAGGAACACCAGGCUUUCUUGAUUGAGGAGCAAGCACAGAAGAUCAAGAAAAAGUUCGAAAAGGAUAACGAAAAACUUUUGGCAGAAGGUGAGAAAGAGAUGAAGGCGAGUGAGCUCGAAACCCGGUUGGAGGCUGUCAAGGAAUUAGAGAAAAAAUUCAACAAGGAGAACAAGACUGGCAAAGUAGAAGCUGAAGGCCGAAGCCCAACCGUCGAGAAACUGGAGGCAUCCAUUACUAAACUCCAGCAGCGUAUCGAGAACAUGGAGCUCCAGGCCCAAGACAAGGAAGAUAAUAAGGAAGUGGCCCUUGGUACCUCAAAGAUUAAUUAUAUCGAUCCUAGACUCACGGUCGUCUUCAGCAAGAAGUUCAAAGUCCCAAUAGAAAAGUUCUUCUCAAAGUCUCUGCGGGAGAAGUUUGAGUGGGCCAUUAAGUCCGUCGAUGAGAACUGGGAGUUUUGAUGAACUGCAUUUGGCUUUUCCUGAUUAUUGAUUUACCUCUGCUGCCGUUACUUCUCUUGUUGAAUCCUCACGCAUAUCCAAGCAACGCUGCCUUUGUUGGUUCUCCAA
Molecule: messenger RNA, 2980 nt
Organism: Aspergillus nidulans FGSC A4
Lineage: Eukaryota; Fungi; Ascomycota; Eurotiomycetes; Eurotiales; Aspergillaceae
Product: DNA topoisomerase 1
Exons: 6
Coding region: 257-2872 (871 amino acids)
Biological process (GO): chromatin organization; chromosome condensation; rDNA heterochromatin formation
Cellular component (GO): mitochondrion; cytoplasm; nucleolus
Molecular function (GO): DNA topoisomerase type I (single strand cut, ATP-independent) activity; DNA binding
Source: RefSeq, a predicted model, not a curated record